AUGGCUUAUAUGGACGUAGAUUGUAGAUUCAAGUUUCUCAACAAGGCAUUACUAACUACGAACAUAUCCUCGGACCACAACCCCACCCAAGACACUGAGGAAGCCCGACCACUCUCCAAACUCCUCGCCUUGUGGGCCACGUCCCUCCCUUUCGCCCUCGUCAUGGCCCAACCCUCCACCCUCUACACCAAACAAGCCAUCACCAUGGAUCGGGCCCUCGGCCCGAACCUCGACCUACCCGCGGCCUCCCUCCAAUACACCGUCGGCCUCACCAUCAUACUCUCCAUCCCGAUCUACGACCGAGUCAUCGUCCCCCUCGCCCGUCUAAUUACCAAAACGCCCUCCGGCCUCACGCCCCUCCAAAGAAUCGGCACCGGCAUGUUCCUAUGCACCGUGUCCGCGGCCACGGCCGCCCUCGUCGAGCACAGGCGGCUCGAAAUUGCUUCGCUUCACGGAUUGUCCGAUCUCCCGAGCGCGCGGGUCCCGAUGAGCUUCUGGUGGCUCCUACCUCAAUACGUGGUGUAUGGUGUGGCGGACGUGUUUGCUUUGGUGGGGCUUCAAGAGGUGUUUUACGAUGAGGCGCCGUGCGGGUUGAAAGCCGUGGGCUUGUCGGUUUAUUUGAGCAUAAUCGGGAUCGGGAGCUUCUUGAGCAGUUUCUUGAUUUGCGUGAUUCAGAGGGCGACGAGCAAAGAGGGGCGGGUCGGGUGGUUCGCGGAUAACACGAACCGGGCGCAUUUGGACUAUUUCUAUUGGUUGCUUUGUGGGUUGAAUGCCGUGGGUUUUCUGGGUUUUGUGUGUUGUGCUAAGUCAUUCACAAGGAACGGUCAUCGUGUGGUGGGUACUUAG
This is a messenger RNA of Striga hermonthica, 846 nucleotides long. The record is from the annotation of a GenBank genome assembly. Lineage: Eukaryota; Viridiplantae; Streptophyta; Magnoliopsida; Lamiales; Orobanchaceae.